UUUGCGAGCAGCUGAUAUCAGUUGUUUGUGGAAGUUUGAGUUAGUUGUUGCGCUAAGAUCCGAAGUGAGUCUUUGUUCUUUGUGUCGUACGCGUAUUAGUUAAAUUCGUCAGAAUGGAAAUUCUAGCAGUGACCAACGUAGACUAUAACACUCAAAAAGAUUGGGACUACGAGCCAAAUCCCACUUCCGAGGAGGGCGAUUGCGAAGCUGCCGUAAGUGCACUUUCAAAACGCCUUGAAACCGAACUUCGUGCAGCUAAACGCACUCACCUGUCUUGCGGUGAGGUACUGUUACCUUGUGGUCUCCUGCAGGUGAUAUCUCGUGACAUACUGUCAUUGGCAGACUCUGAACCUUGCGGUCUCCGAGGGUGUACCCUGUAUUUAAAUUUCGCCGGCGAACAGGACUGUAGAAGACUGAGCACGAUCAAGUGCGAUCCAUACACAGCUUCCACGUUUGAAUUGUACCUGACCCUCAAACAGACUUCGAGUAGCUGGAACAACUUCCUGCCGCAAUUCUUGAAAAAAAUUACGCGUGGCGGCACCGUAAUGAUCAGCACCGAAUACGAUUUAGUCAAAAAGAAAUUGUACCGCUCCUACAUUGAGUAAACCCAAACUGUUUGUAGAAGUAAUCUACUGAAGACUGAGCAUAAUCGCAUCACCACAUCUAUUCACCCAUCAGUAGAUCACUUCGCCCGUCAUCAAAAUUCUCUUCUUCAUUUCUCCCAUUAGACUAAGUUUUAUAUUACAAAGAAACAUGUGAAAAGCAAAGCGUGAUAGUAUUUAUAGAUUAUAAUCGUACUUUCUUAGUUAGGUGUCUUUUAGCAAUACAAAGUAUAUGUAUUUUUCCCAUUUUGAAUUCGACGUCGAU
Messenger RNA from Photinus pyralis (common eastern firefly), 867 nucleotides. RefSeq names its product protein charybde-like. The coding region runs from base 114 to 605 and encodes 163 amino acids. The transcript has 3 exons. NCBI's taxonomy places the organism in Eukaryota, Metazoa, Arthropoda, Insecta, Coleoptera, Lampyridae. Gene Ontology annotation, biological process: apoptotic process; negative regulation of signal transduction; regulation of TOR signaling. The record is from RefSeq and is a predicted model, not a curated record. Gene Ontology annotation, cellular component: cytoplasm.